Molecule: messenger RNA, 4260 nt
Organism: Bradysia coprophila
Lineage: Eukaryota; Metazoa; Arthropoda; Insecta; Diptera; Sciaridae
Product: homeobox protein OTX2
Biological process (GO): regulation of transcription by RNA polymerase II
Cellular component (GO): nucleus
Molecular function (GO): DNA-binding transcription factor activity, RNA polymerase II-specific; RNA polymerase II cis-regulatory region sequence-specific DNA binding
Source: RefSeq, a predicted model, not a curated record
CUUAAGACUUAGUUGUGAUCCGUCUUUCGCGUGGGAUACGUGUGCUUACGUGAGGCUUAAUUUUUUUUAUCGAAUUCCGAUUUUAUCGUAUAUUACACCGCAGAUAAAAUUUUAGUUUGAUUAGUUUAUCGGGUUUAUCGGUGUGUCGGUGGUUUUUUUUAUUUUGGUAAACAUUUUACGUAAUAUGUGAUUGUUUAUUUUGUUUGCAAAUAAUUUGCUGUGUGGAUGCGGCAUUUAUAUUAACCCCAAAACAAAGUGUGUAUCCUCAACGACAAAACAAUAAAAUUUAUCAACAAACAUCAAAACGUCAAACACUUUAUUGUUUCAACGUUUGACUUUGGUUUUAAUUGAAUACAAACGCCAAAACAAAAUUUUCGGAAUGGCGUUAAACUCGACAGAAGCACUUAUGUCCGGAUUUUUGAAAUCAUCCGAAAUUCCACACCAUCACCUAGCAUAUGGAGCCGCACAUUCACAUCAUUCGUCGCAAUUGCCACCGGGAAUGCCAAUGACAAUGCCAUUCAGUUUGCCGCAUGGUCUCGAUGGCUUCGGCCAAGGUGUGUGGGGUGUUAAUCCUAGAAAACAACGAAGGGAACGAACAACGUUCACACGUGCCCAAUUAGAUGUAUUAGAAUCGUUAUUCGGAAAGACAAGAUAUCCGGAUAUAUUUAUGCGAGAGGAAGUAGCACUAAAAAUAAAUUUGCCAGAGUCACGUGUACAGGUAUGGUUUAAAAAUCGUCGGGCCAAAUGCCGUCAACAGCAGACACAUCAACAAUCCACAAAUGUGUCAAACACUUCCAAGUCAUCGAAUUCGGCGUCGGGAGCGUCUGCCAAUAACAGCGUCAGCGGUUCAGUCGGAUCGAAGUGUCGCCAACAGCAGUCCCAUCAACAGUCAUCAAAUAUCUCAAAUAGUUCCAAGUCAUCAAAUACCGCUUCCGGAUCUUCGUCCAAUAACAGAGUCAGCGGCAAUGUUGGUGGCAGCGGUAGCGUUGGCGGCAGUGUCGGAGGUGGUGGAAAUGUGGGAGCCGGCGGAAUUGGCCUGAAUUCGUCGCCCAUUUUACCGAUGACACCAGCAACAUCAGUUAGCCCGCCUGCAAAUAUGACAAAUUCCGGCAGUAGAUUGACCGGAGACAGUAUGCGAACUUCACCGUACAACACAAUCAACACGUCGCCAUAUUCCGUCAUCAAUCCGCGAACCGGUCAAACUGGCGGUAAUCUGACGCCAUUAGGAUCCAAUUCAACUGUUAUGUCAACGCCAUCACCUCCAAACACUCCGCAAGCGAACCAGUUCGCCUAUCAUCAUCCGAAUCAUCCGGACUAUUUCUGGAACCAUCAGUACCCACAAUAUCAGAACAAUUACACGUCGCAAUAUUACACAUCGAUGGACUAUUUGAACAAUCAAAGUUCGGCCAGCUAUAACAUGGGCCAUUCCGGUUACGGAUUGGCUUCGACACCGUCGUCGAUGGGCGCUCAGGCGUUUUCGCCGAAUGGGCUCGACUAUGUUGUGUAGAAGAUGGCCAGAAAUCGAUUAAGAAUGUUAAGGUGAGCCCGAGGAGACACACAGAGAGAACACGGUGAAAAGCGGAUGAAAAGUAAGAAGAAGGAGAAGAAGAAACAAAUUAAAAGUAAAGUAAAAUUCUGAGCAUUUAUAAAUAUAAAAUUGUAUAUAAUCAUGAAAAAUUAUUGAAUUAAUUAAUGAAAUUUCAUUAGUUUAAGAGAAAUCGAACUGUGAAAUAAUUCCGCAACAAUAAACUUUUUCCUUUAAAAAAAAAGAAGAAAAUUUCGCAUUGGACGCAUCGUAAUGUCGAAAAGUGCAAGGACUUUUUCGUUUUGUUGUUACACUUUUCGGCGCUAUGAAAAUCCAUUAAAAAAUUUCCUCCGCCACUUCCCUAUCAUCUCAUUUAAAUUUAGUCGGAUUAAUUUUCCAUUGGUGACGUCUAUUAUAAAAGUAAUGUACAAAGAACGACAUCACACAGGAAAAAGUUCAUUGUCGCGCGCAUUAUUUUAUUUAUAUUUUCCCUCCCCAUUUUUUGUAACAUUUUCAUUUUAUCAAUUUUUUUUUACUUUAUUAUUACUCUCUCAUUAUAUAAAAAAGAAAAAUGAAGAAAAAGACAAAAAUAAAUUUAAAACAUAAAAUGAGACCCGUACGAAAGUGUUGUGUAUUCAAUAUUCCUGUUCUUCAUGUUACCUUGAAAAUACACACUCCAUCGCUUCAUUUAAACUUCUCUUCGAAUUGCUCAAAUCAACGCACUCCAAGACAAACCAACAGAUUUUUUUAACUGUCAAUUGACCUCUUAUUUUGUAUGGAACGUCCGUAACGCAGUGGCAUGUUCCAACAUAAAAAAAAAUUGAAUUUACUUGAGAAUUUUGGACUGGAGUGCGUUGCUUAAAUGCACCGAGAGGCAUUAGUCGUAUUAGUGAAUUAUAAGAAAAAUUAAAUUUAAUUAUUUUUACUGGUUUCUUUAAGCUACAAUAUGAUGUAAAUAGGUAGAACAUGUUUGAGAUUAUUGAUCGAAACAAAAAAUGAAAAGUAAAAAAAAAGCAAAUUUCAUUUUUCUUAUAGUUCGAUAAUGAGACACAUCCCCUUUCAGCAUUUAACUACUCAUUAAAGUUACUCAAAGCAACGCUGGUCCCGUCCGGAGUUAGAGUGUACCUAUCCGUAAAUGGGUAUAGCCCAGUACAGAUGUCUUUGACGGCAACUCUGUAAUUAUCAUUUGGGAAUAGUUAUUUACGUAUCUGUGGUGGACGGUAUAUUUUAGGCAAUCUCGCGAGUUGUAGCCCGAACGAAAGCCCGACAAGCAAAAGUUCCUAAAAUAGACCGUCCACAACAGAUGCGUGUACAACCUUUCAUGCUGAGGGCCUAAUUUACGAAAAAAAAUCCGUAAUUUAUGCCCAAGGCAUGAAAUAGUAUUUUACAUGACUAAGGAUAAUAAGAUGAAAAGUGGAGUUUUCGUAAGAAUUUUGUCAAAAAACACACGAAAAUGAGACUUUUCAUUUUUAUCUCGAGUUAUGUAAUGGAUUUUACAUGCUGAGGGCUUCGAAAGAAGUGCUUGAAACAUGAAAAGUGCGGUUUUCGACGCAUGUAGCAUGUAAAACAUAUUGUACCAACUGUUUCUCUGGGUUCAACAAUGGAAUUCUUACUUCUACAAAUGAUUUAAAUCAUUACCAGUAUUUUCAUGAAAUUGGUGACAAUGUGAUGGAAAUAUUGGUAAUUAUUUAUAAUGCUCACCCUGAAAUAAUGAACGCUCGAAUAUCAUUUCGGCGCAAGAUCUUUCAAUUUUACUGAAAUCCAAUAUGUCGGCUGUCAGACAUUUUCUUGGGUAGCCGAAGCUCGCACCACCGAGUCAUUAUUUAUCUUUCAAAGAAGAAAAUCAUGACAAUCAGCUGUCAACGUUUACUUCAUUUGUCUAUUUGAAAACUUGAAAAAGCCCUAAUACUAUCUGGACGGUUAAACGCAAGUUUUCAUGUUCAAACAAGGGCUUAUUUUUGAAAAUCUUGAACCAAAAAAUUAGAAUUUCAAAUUUUUCAAAAUUUACAAAAAAAAUAAGCCUUGUGUUGGAACUUAGCCUAUUCUUAGGCCAUUCAGAAAGCAUUUACCGAAAUCGGAGAAUUGUGUGGAAGAAAAAUUUUGCAGACAUUCUGAGGAACAUUUUUUUGUUGUCUUGCGGCCAACGACUGUGUAAACAAAAACCAAUUCUUUACAUUUUCAGGCCUACAAAAAAAAAACAAAAUAACAUAAUGUCUCGCUGAGAUUUAUUUCGACGUCUUGGUAUAUUCCUCGUCUUCGGCUCGAAAUAUAACCUUCCAACUCAACAAAAAAAAGACCUAAAAAUGUCCCAGCGAGACAGUAAUGUACUAUUACUGAGUUGGCAUUUCUAAGCAACCGGAAAAGAUUUCCCAUUACUCAGUGAUACGAGAACGUAGUGUUACAAUUGGUAAAGUGGUAAACGAAUUUAUAGGCGCCAUGCACUUCGUACGGGUCUAAAACGUGACAGAAAAUGUUAAUUUUCAUUUCAAAAUAUUUUUGGCGGCGUAUGGAUAAAAUGAUAUCAACUGAUUCAUAUCAUCAAAUUAAAAAAAAAUUGUAUUCUUUAUAAAUAAAAAAAGCAAACAAAAAAAAUGAAUGAAAAAUAAAAAAUACAAAUUGUUAUUACAAGAAAAAAAAAGUAUAUUAUUAGUAGUAUAAUCUGUGCAAUUUUUUGUAAAAAUAUGUGCGUGCUAAUUAUUUUGAGUGAAAUUAUUAUUUUAACGAAAAAUUUCUUU